Molecule: messenger RNA, 207 nt
Organism: Necator americanus (New World hookworm)
Lineage: Eukaryota; Metazoa; Nematoda; Chromadorea; Rhabditida; Ancylostomatidae
Exons: 3
Coding region: 1-207 (68 amino acids)
Source: RefSeq, a predicted model, not a curated record
AUGAUCGUUCCACAAGAGCGGAUCAAUGCGGUUAACCUAGCGCAACGGAUUGCAAAUUUUAACGGUUACAUCCCUGAUGUACCGCAUAGAUCGUUGUUUAACGAAUUAAGUCGAGCGAUAAGGGCUAGUGUGAUAAGGUGUGGUCUCGAGGAUCGAGUGAGAGUUAUAGGAGUACCUCCCACAAAUUUCAAGACCCAGCUAAUUUGA